AUGAGCUCCUACCCUGACGGCUCCCAGCCGUCAUCGCCCGUGUCGCCAGCACGUACGGUACCAGCUCACACCACUCCUAGGGUUCACGACCCGGCGCCGCGCACCAGCCAGGACACCGUGCGCACAAAGUACUCGGAUCGUGCGCCCGACGUCGGACCUUCUCCAGCACCAGAGCUUGCGCCGGUACACAUCACCGAGGCCAUCAACCCCGAAAAUGCCACAACGGAAGCAGAGACGCCGCGCAACGGGCGGCACACGCUCGACGAAGACGAGGACGUCUGGGAGGACGAGGAAGACAGCAUACUCAUGGAUGAACACGGCAACGUCGUAUACGAAGGUCCCGACUACGAAGACUCGGCUUCAGAAUCCUCCGAUGACCAAGAUGCUCACGAGCUGAGCCGCGCAGGGCGAUCCUACCGUCAGGCUACUCAGCAGUACCGUAAAAGCCGGCGUGCACUUUUGCUCUCGGGGCUCUCGUCAUUUGCGUCCUCACCCUCGUCAGACGAUCUCGGCAGCGCAUCCCCCACCGAACAUGCUACCUCGGUCAGCCCUCCGGGCUCGAUAUUCGAGACCUCGGCUAGUCCUCCAGGAUCCAUCUUCGAGACGUCUGCAACAGAUCGGGAGAACUCCUACUACCAGCCUCACACCGCAGAGUCUGUCGACACGGCCGAUGCCGGCGGACGCGCACACUCCAUCCGCUUCACCUCCGAGCCUCCCUCAGGUGGCGAGCUUGCUGCAAAUGGCGACCCGCAGUCAGACACAGUCAAGGGUGAAAACGAUCUCAGGUCGUCAUCCGAAGGCGAAGAAGACACCUUCAUCGACUCGAGAGCGAUCCAGACGCCACGCUUCUCUCUCGCCGACCCGAUGCAGACCAACGGUCAGCUUCCAGCCUCGCCUGUCAAGCGCGAGAGCGCAUACUUUGAGCGCCCCGCUCUGUCGCCCAGAUCGACCUCGACGCACGUCAAGCCCGAGCCAAACACGCCCUCGCCAGGCAACCAAAACGGCAUGCUUUCGCCGCACAUCAGGCCCACGCAUCCGGGCCUCGCGCCCUCGCCCUUGAUAUCGGAAAGCGAGCCCCACGAUCUUCCAGAUGCAUACAUGACACCCAGACUCAGCUUGGCUCAGCUUCAAGAAGAGCCCAGGAUGACAGCCUCGCCCCUUUCAACACAGAAGGAACCAGAGCCUAAGAAGGAAACAGUGCCUCCAGCCAACGGCGACGCACACACGGCUCGCGCCGACGAUACCCCCUUUAGUCUGUGGGACUACCUCAAGGAGGAGGUGCUCGCCACCGACUUUGAUGCCACGCAGGAGAUCAAGUGGGAACGCGUCACCAACUUCAUCUCGAUCCCCUUCUGGAUGGAGAAGAUCAUCAUGUUUGGAUUCGUCGUCUGUCUCGACUCGUUCCUGUACACCUUCACCAUCCUGCCGCUGCGCUUCGGUGUGGCUCUGUGGACCUGGCUCACCAACACCACGCGCUGGAUCUUGGGCGGGCAGAAGCGCUACCUGCAUUCGUCGCACAAGUGCGACCUACUCAAGAUGCUGCUCAUCGUAUCCAGCUGCGUCAUCCUCUCGCGCAUCACCGACGCUAGCAAGAUGUAUCACUCGGUCCGCGGACAAGACGUCGUCAAGCUCUCGGUCAUCUUCAACGUGCUCGAGAUCGCCGACCGACUGUGCUGCAGUUUCGGCCAGGACCUGCUCGAUUCGCUCUUCUCGCGGAGCACCCUAGCGCGCCGCAAGAACGGCAAGCAGCCCUACCUUCGCCCGGUCGGCUUCUUUGGCCUCAGCUUGUGCUAUGUGCUCGCUCACACGCUUGUGCUCUUCUACCAGCUCGUCACGCUCAACGUGGCCAUCAACAGCUACGACAAUGCACUGCUCACGCUGCUGCUCUCCAACCAGUUUGUCGAGAUCAAGUCGAGCGUGUUCAAAAAGUUCGAAAAGGAAAACGUCUUCCAGAUGACGUGCGCCGACAUCGUCGAGCGCUUCCAGCUCACCUUUAUGCUCUCGGCCAUCGGCCUGCGCAACCUCAUCGAGCUCUCGGGCGGAUCGCUAGAGCCAUCCGCCAGUCCGCUGCCGGCGAGCUUCACGGUGUUCCCAAGCCUCAGCUUGCUCGAGACGGUGCUGACGCCGGUGCUGAUCGUGCUGGCGAGCGAGUGCAUCGUCGACUGGCUCAAGCAUGCCUUCAUCACCAAGUUCAACCACAUCCGCCCCGCCGUCUACGGUCGGUUCAUGGACGUGCUCUGUCGUGACCUCGUUGUCGGCGGACCGUCGACGAGGGAGAACAGCCGAAAGCACACGUUUGUCGACCAGAGCCCCAUCAUCAGUCGUCGACUCGGCUUCGCUGCGCUGCCGCUAGCGUGCCUGCUGGUACGGCUGAUCCUGCAGAUCAUCGGCAUGAUUGGCGACACGAGUCACAUUGACGAGUGCAUCGCGCCCGUCAACCCGCGCAUCUCCGAGACGAGCUGGAUCGGCGUCGUAGCGCGAAAGCUCGGCGCGGUGGACAUCAACAACGAGUGGGUGCGUGCACUCGACCUGUUCGUGCGCGGCUCCGCGUGGGCCCUCACCGCCGUGAUUGCGUGGGCGUUUUUGGUGGCGAUCAAGCUUCUGAUCGGUACGAAUCUGGUCAGCUUUGCAUCGCAUCGCUACGCGAGCAUGCACGAGCGCGAGAAUGAAGAGGCCCUCAACUCGCGAGAUCGCGCGCCGAUCGGCACCAACAAGGACGAGAGAAGCUACGACAAGUCGGUAGGUCGCUUCAUCGACAGGCCCGACGACGAUGCGGUGCAGAUCAAACUCGACGGCUCGCAUGUUUUGCCCGCAGCGAAGGAAAGGGACAAGGCAAAGAUGGACUCGGCCAAGCCCAAGAAGGAGACUUCGCUCAUGGAGGUCAGUCGAUACAACAUGAUCCGAUCGCGCAUUUGGUGA
Moesziomyces aphidis is the source of this 2919-nucleotide messenger RNA. Lineage: Eukaryota; Fungi; Basidiomycota; Ustilaginomycetes; Ustilaginales; Ustilaginaceae. The record is from the annotation of a GenBank genome assembly.